AACUUUGACUAAUAAGUCUUGUAUAGAUCUUAAAAACCAAAGCAUUUGAUUCAUAAUUCUAUCACAAACUGGCUAGUGAAGAAAAACACUGAGAGCUAUAUAGAGAGGUCAUCCACCUAACCAUAAACCCCACAAACAAAAACCAAAACAUGAAUAGCAACACUAUCCCAACUUCUCCUAAUCAAUGGAAUAUGGAUAUCCAAAUGCCAUAUUACCAACAAACAGAUCAUUUUGAACUAGCAAAUACCCCUUAUGAAAGUUUCUCUCAAGAUUCUACAAUCAUGAACACUUCUACCUAUCCAAGUCAUGUUACAAUAAGUAGUUAUUCCAAUUUAAGUCCUGAAAAUUCUUCUGGAAAUGGUGAUCAUCAGUUGAGCCCUAAAACUAGUACUAUAUCAAAACCAGUGAGAAGGAGAUCAAGAGCUUCCAAGAAAACUCCUACUACUCUUGUUAAUGCCAGCAUAUCGAAUUUUCGAGCAGUUGUACAACAAUACACUGGUUGUCACACUUCUCCAAUCAAGAAUCAAAGGGGUCCUAUUAACUUAAGUUUUGGACCACAAACAGAUGAUUUUCUUGAAAGUUCAAUAGGGGAGGGUUCUCAUUAUGGAUAUUACUCUCAUGAAGAAGCUGCUAAUAAGGAACAAAAGCAAGAAUAUUUUCAAGAGAGUGGUUCUCCUGCAGGAUAUAGUAAUUCUGGAAAUAGUAGGUUAAGUAUUGAAGAUUAUGGAUGUCAGUGACUAAUAAUAUUCUGCAUAGGAGGAAAAGUUGUUUUUGUUUUUAAUAAACUAGCUAGCUAGGUGUGAGAAAUCACUAGAGCACAAAAGCCUAUCAAUGGUUUUUCUUUUGUCAUUGUUUUCUUCUUUUCAUUUUUGCAUUCAUUUUUCUUUCUUUCACAUGAUCUUCUCGUUCCAUCCUCUUCCCUCGUCAUCCAA
This is a messenger RNA of Nicotiana tabacum (common tobacco), 932 nucleotides long. The record is from RefSeq and is a predicted model, not a curated record. Lineage: Eukaryota; Viridiplantae; Streptophyta; Magnoliopsida; Solanales; Solanaceae.